Molecule: messenger RNA, 4513 nt
Organism: Numida meleagris (helmeted guineafowl)
Lineage: Eukaryota; Metazoa; Chordata; Aves; Galliformes; Numididae
Gene: CD34
Product: CD34 molecule
Exons: 8
Coding region: 2269-3351 (360 amino acids)
Biological process (GO): cell-matrix adhesion
Cellular component (GO): membrane
Source: RefSeq, a predicted model, not a curated record
GCAUCACACUGACAGAGAGAAAGGAAGAAGAAAAAGAAAAAAACUGUGGAAUAAACUGGGGGAUAAAAGGUCCCCACUAAACUAAGAACUUUGGAGAAGAACUCCCAAAGAAAUGAAACCUUUGCCAGUGGAAGGAACCCCCCGGGUCCUGCUUGCUGCGGAGCUUCCUGGCUUUCUCCCAUCCCCUGUGGUGAUUGCACGAGUUCCUGAGAUCAAUGGAGGCACUACAAACAGCGCUGGACCCACGGUCCUGACUCUCUCCCUCUUGCUUUCUCCAAGGACUCUUUGCUUUUUCCUACCCCUUUUCUAUUGCCCACCUUCCCUUCCCCUUCUCCCUAAGCAACUAGGAUUUGUGAUUAGCUGGUCGGGCUAACAUUUGACCCGUUGUACCUUAAUCUCGCCGUUGGGUACACAUAUGUUAAAAGAACCUCCUCUCCCUCCUAUAAAUUGGAGCGAGACAGAAAGCAACACUGUGUGACACAUCUUCUUGCAAACUGUACCCAGCAAUAACCCAGGCUUCACUUUGUGAAUCUCGGUGGUGAAAAGGCUUUGAUUCCAAAUACCUCUGGUGCUGGGCAGGCACCUGGAACAGCUCACAGGUGCUGGGGUGGCUGUGGUGCUUUGGGAGGUUAGCCCCAGUCCCAGCAAUGUGACGUUUCCAGCUGAUGGCCAUGCACACACUGAGCUGUAAGCACAGCACGGAUUGAACUUUGCGCUACUUGCAGUUCUGGGCACACACUCACGCCUCCUGGUUUUGAUUUGUUAAAAUUCUUCAGAAAAACUCGGGGAUGGGACUGGCUGGAACUACCAGGGAGGGGGAAGACCUUCCCUGAGAGCAGAGCCCAGCUCCGGCCCUGACCACCUGCACCCACCCCCAGCAGAGCCCCCGGCAGCUGCAGCGGGGCCAGGGGGACAUUGCUCCCAAGCAGCCCCACAAGGGAGUACUGAGCAGCAGCACAGCCUUCAACCAACCACCCAGGUCCUCUGCGCCUCCUCCAGCCGAGUGCCGAUAGCUUGAGUUAAGAAAAGUCCUGCCAGGAUGAUGUUGAUGUGUACAGUGCUGGAAUGCACAGCACCCUAAUGCACAGGACCCAAGUGCACAGCACCCAAAUGCACAGCAACCGAGUGCACAGCACCCUAAUGCACAGUGCUGAAAUGCACAGCACUCAGUGCACAGCACAGAAAGGCACAGUACUGAGAUGCACAGCUCUGAAAUGCACAUUGCUGAAAUGCACAGCACCCCAAUACACAGCACCCAAGCGCACAGCACUGAAACGCCCAGCACCCAAAUGCACAGCAACCGAGUGCGCAGCACCCUAAUGCACAGUGCUGAAAUGCACAGCACCCCAACGCACAGCAGCCAAGUACACAGCACUGAAAUGCACAGCUUCCUGAUGCACAGCACCCCAAGGCACAGCACCCCAAGGCACGCUAAGGGCGCAGUGCGUGCACCCAGCCCCAAUGCUGGCAUUGCUCAGCCCUUGUCAGUGCUGCUCCCCGUGGAAGCGCUGCCGGGAAGGGUGAGGUAACGCUCCUUGGAGCUGUGCUGGGCAGAAACACAAACGAAACAGCGUAUUUUAUAUUAGCUCGUCUUUAGUGUCUGGAUAAGAGUCUUAAACAGCAACGGCCCCGCAGGAGACACUGAAGCAGCUUGUAAAAAUGGAAAUAGGAAUGUAAAAGGUUAAGAGAUGGGAAGAAAUGCGUUUUCACUGACUCAUGAAGUUCACGGCAGAAGGGAAAGCUGGAAGUGUCAUCUCUGGAGCACACCAGGAAGCAAUAUAUAAACUUUAAGUUAGAGCAACGAGCGACUCCCCAAACAUUCUGCUUUACCUCCAAAGAUGUUUUUGCUCAUGAGUCAGAGCCUGAGCCCCGGCCAAUGGGAAUGUUUCUAUUUACUUUGACACGCUGCCUGCGGCUGCAGAUCCAACUCUUUUUUUUCCCGAGGCACACAGCGAUCUCGUCCAAGGCCUGAGUCUUCCCUCCGAGGAUUAUCAACUCAAGCUGCUCCACAAUCUGGCUUUGUGCAGCUCUCUGAUGGAGCUCAGGGUGUGCAGGAUGAGGGCAAAUCUGGGCCCAUCCUCGGUGCUCCCGGAGCCUUUGAUGCUCACCCAGCUGUUUGCUCUCUAGGCUCUCCCCGUGCGAGCUCAAGGCCAACUUGGGGCAAGAAGAAAGCGAAGUUGUACCGCCGCUGACAGCCCCCCAGGCAGCCCAACUGCUGUGUCCUUGGCCACGACGACAGCGCAGAACAGCGUGGCACCCAAGGGCACCAUGGGCAGCAGUGCACUGACGCCAGACAGCCCCGCCACCGCUCAAACCACAGCAACCAGCUCCAGCUCCCCGGGACUCAGCAGCGGGCACAGCCCCCAACCCAGCACCCAUCCCAGCACCCAUCCCAGCACCCACCCCAGCACCCAUCCCAGCACCCAUCUCAGCAUCCAUUCCAGCGCCCAGCCCAGCGCCCAGCCCAGCAUCCAUCCCAGUGCCCAUCCCAGCGCCCAGUCCAGCGCCCAGUCCAGCGCCCAGUCCAGCGCCCAGUCCAGCGCCCAGCCCAGUGCCCAGCCCAGCCAGGCCCCCACAAAACUGCUGGACACCCGCCUGCAGCCCGAGGACACGAGCAGGGGCACAACCACCAUGCUGAGCCCAGCACUGCACCCCAGAACGACGACAGCAGCACUCCCAUCUGCAACAACGCUGCUCCGCUCCACUGCCACCCCUGGGCUGACAGCAGUCUCGGAGGCCACCAUGCAGCUGAACACAUCUGGUGGUGUCCACAAGCCCAUCACAUGCCACAACAUCAAAGAAGUGAGCGACAGCGGAGCCCUCUGCCUGCGGCUCAACGAGUCCCACACCUGCAAACAUUUUUUGGAUACGAAAGGCUCAGAGUUAUGGAGCGCGAUAUGCGAAGAGAACGCGCACCGCGUGCCCCCGCCAUGCCAGAUCAAACUCGCCACGUCCGAGGUGGACCAGGAGUGCCUGCUGCUGAUCCUUGAUGGGAACACAGAUCCUGCUAUGGAUGUGCUCCAGAAGUCUCACUGGGAAAAGCUCGGAAUCAAAUCCCUCGAACGGGGCAGCGUGCGGAGCCACCAGGACUUUUCUCGGAAGACGCUGACGGCCUUGGUCACCUCCGGGCUCCUGUUGGCAGCUCUGGGCACGGCCGGGUACUUCCUGAUGCGGCGGCGGAGCUGGAGCCCCGCGGGACAGAGGCUGGAUGAAGACCACUAUGACCUGGAGACCGGCAGCCGGGGCAGCCCCACGCUGCAGGAGAAGCCGAGUGCCAAUGGGGCGCAGGAGAACGGCGCAUCCCGCAACGGCCGCGGCACCGCGCAGAGCCAGGCCGACACCCCCAUGUGACCCCAUGGAGCACACGAGUGUCUGCACACAGACCUUUUUCAUCAUUUUUUUUUUUAUAUUCUUUUUCUCGUUUCUGUGAAGAACUUCACGAUCCCCCCAAAGCACUGCCCGGGGCCGUUUCUCUGCUCUCCCUCCUUCUCCUGCUGACCACACGGGACACUUCCUUACUGCCAUCCUCUGCUUUUGUUGUUAAAAGCACACGGUGAGAAAUGCAGCUGCACUCAGCCCCGAGCAGAGGGAGGCUGGAGCCAUGGGCCGGGUUGCAGCGGCGAUGUGGACACCAGCAGCCCCAGGAUUUGGUGGCACCGUGAUUUAAGCAGUUAGAUUGGGAUUCCAGUGACACAAACCUCUCAGGUUUCAGAGAUCGAUAUUUUUUUUAUCUCGUCUUUAAGCAAAGGAUGUCUUUCCUCCUUUAAGAGCAUGGGGUGAGUGUUUAAUCCCCUCCUUGCGCUUUGUGCCAUCUCGAGCAUCCCUUCCUCCCGCAGAAGUUCUGUGUAACGCUUCCCACGUGGCAUUGAAGGCUGAAAAACAAACAGACCUCGAGCUCUGCUGACCCCACUGGGGUGCAGGUAGAUGCUCUAGGGUGAAAUCUCACCCAUCUCCCAGCUUGGAAGCGGCAUCAACACCGCAGCAGCGAUCCAUCACCGUGUGGUCCCAUCGCCCCACCCCACAAAGCGGGGCUUUGGCCUCUGUAGGACUUUGGGAACAGAAGAAGCCACAGGGCUCCGGGUCGGACAUCUGCAGGACUCUGUGAUGGACGUUUCCUCCUCAGCGUUCCAAAAAAAAAAAAAAAAAAGUAUGUUCACUUUACAGUAACAAAAAAUCCAGUGCUGAAAUGCCAAUAGCAGAAGCGCACCGAGUGCUGCUCCCCUGCGAGCUGCUUCUCCCAGCCCUCGUUGUUAAUCAUCUCGGCGAAAAAAAAAAAAAAAAAAGGAAGAAAAAAAAUAAAAAAAAGAAGAAGAAAAAAAAAAAAAAGCCAUUACAAAUGAGGUCCUCGGCUGCGUGCUCGGAGCCGCCGCGUGCUCAUCCCGCUGGGACGUGGGGCUCCGGACCGCGCCUCGCCGAGCCCUUGUUUUGCAGCACAACGUGAUGACUCAAAGCUGUCCGACACGUCUGCCGGACAAGUGACGUGAAAUCAAGUGAUUAAACGGCGUUUGUUUGA